Linnemannia hyalina is the source of this 1104-nucleotide messenger RNA. Lineage: Eukaryota; Fungi; Mortierellomycota; Mortierellomycetes; Mortierellales; Mortierellaceae. The record is from the annotation of a GenBank genome assembly.
AUGCAAGGAGAGCUUGGAAGUUUCAAGGCGGGUGUUAUGAGGUCGGCAGGUCGGUCCCUGGAGCGAGAUGAGAGAGAGAUGGUCCCCCAUCGCCGCACGGAAUGUCAGUCGAAUGGAGUUGGUCGUCUGCCUUUCCAUCCUCUUUGCGAGAGGUCCUUGGUCCCACCCACAAGGAGAUACGCUACGGAUUUGACGGAUUCAAGACCCGGCCCCCCUGUCCAGGUCGGUGCGAGGCGAUUCAGGAGUACAUAUGCGGGUAUCUGGGCGGUGCUUUGGCAGGUUGUGGAAUCUCGGCCAGGCGGGGUUGAGGUGGUGUGGAUCAAAGGUCACAGCAACAUCCACGGAAACGAACUUGCGGAUCAGGCGGCGAAGGUGGCAGCACAGAGUGGUUCAGUGCCCUGGAUGGUGGAUCUCACUCAACAGACGGAUAUCACGACCUUUGCACAUUGUUACGGCGGGAUUGUUGAAAUCGAUCUACGUCAGCUCCUCAAACAACAAUCGACAAUCCGUCACCAUCAGGCCUGGACGUCACAGAGGCGGGUCAAGAGGGCGAUUCCUGACAUCGAUGACGUGGAAUGGAACUCGACCUUGGCUUAUGUCCACGACAGGCACGCAGUCUUCACCUUUUACAGCAACAGCAAGGACUCUCACCAACGCACACAUCAUAUCAAAAAGCUGCAUGGAAUGCUGCCCACUCUGAACUCCAUGCAGGCUCGCAAGCCCAACCUGUACCCAACAUGCGUGUGCCAACGAUGCGAGCUCGAGAAGGAGGAUAACGAUCACGUCUGGAAAUGCCCUUCGGCAGCUGAGACCACCACUGAGAUCUGGAAGGAGGCCAUGGGCAAGAUUAACGAGUGGGGUGUGCAGGCGACAAACAGCUACAACGCAGCCAGGAAGCGGGAAUACAAACGCGCGGUGGACAGCGGUCGUCAGGUACCGAGGCCAGACCCAUACACUGGUGGCCCCCUUCGGAUGCGGAUCAUGUGCGAGGAUUUUCCUCCAUCGGUGGAGCUCGAGCCGUGCACAGCGGUAGUCCAGCUCCCGAUCGAGACGAGAAACCGAUGUGGAAUGUGUCGGAUCUCCUCCGCGGCAUCACCCCCUUGA